This is a messenger RNA of Polyodon spathula (Mississippi paddlefish), 2604 nucleotides long. RefSeq names its product leucine-rich repeat-containing G-protein coupled receptor 5-like. Gene Ontology annotation, molecular function: protein binding. Gene Ontology annotation, cellular component: plasma membrane. The transcript is spliced from 2 exons. The record is from RefSeq and is a predicted model, not a curated record. NCBI's taxonomy places the organism in Eukaryota, Metazoa, Chordata, Actinopteri, Acipenseriformes, Polyodontidae. The coding region runs from base 59 to 1297 and encodes 412 amino acids.
GCGGCUUCCGAGCAACAGGUCACAAACGCCUGGAAAUAGAAAGGAAACCGUUUUAAUCAUGGCACCAGAAGGUCAAUCUUCAAGGACGGUACUGUCCUGGUGUUUCCUGCUCCUGUUCGCUGUUGCUGGGGUGGAAGGUGAGGGGUGUAGGUGCCUGCAAGUGAAUAACUUCAGCACGUUUAACUCUAGCCUGAAUGUUGGGAUCUGCUGCUUAAAUUUCUCCGGAUCUGUAAUUGGCACUCUGCAUUGGAGUGACUUUGCAACAAUGAGGGAUCUGAAGAUAUUGGACCUCUCUGCUAGCAGCAUCACUGAGGUCAAGGAGGCCAACGCCUACGAGAGCCAUCUAGAGGUCCUUUAUCUGAAUCACAACCAGAUAGGUCAGCUGCCUGGGACUUUCCUGGCCAAUGCACCCAGCCUGAAGAUCCUGCAUCUGGAAAACAACAAGCUACAAAAGCUGCCAGAUACCUUCUUGCAGGCUUCCACCAAACUUGAGGAGCUCCACCUUAACUUAAAUUAUUUAUCAUCUGUGCCCCCGAGGGUCUUCAACCUAGGGAUACAAACAAUAGAGCUCUCCAAUAACACCUUGGAAUGCACAUGCGCCUUCAUUGAUGAGUUAAAAGAAGGAGUUGCCAACAUAAGUGUGCUGGGCAAUCUGACAUGCACCACUCCCGGGCACCUCCAGGGCAGGAGUGUGUGGUCUUUGCAGAGGUUGGAGCUGUGCAGAAAUCACAGACUGACGGCACUCUUCAUUCUGAUGGCCCUGGGCUUAAUCGUAACCCUGGUGCUAUGCUGUUACUGCAGGAGGAAAAAGAGGGGCAAACAAGCCUCCUUGGACCUGGCCAAGCAUGACAGCCAGCUGGUCACCGUGGACCGGAACGGGGUCAAGGGGCUCCUGAACCGCCACCACUAUGCACCCUGCGAGGCAGUGCUGCCCGACAUGGGGGAGAAGAACGUUCUCCUCAAGAACCAGAUCAUGUUCAGGCCCUCCACCGCCCUGCUGGGCAGCAGCCGGGACCUUUACGAGGAAGUGGAGAUCAAACUGGGCACCUCAAUGGAUUCCCUGCCUCAGACAGUAGAGGAGGCCUAUCCGAACUUGACAAGCAUAGACUGUGAGGAGGAGCCAGCGGAAGAGAGCAAACCAGACAUGGAAACGGUGAGCGUCACAGAGGUCCUGAAGGAUUCGACCGAUCGGGAAAAGAUGUACCUCACCCAAUCCACAGACUACUACAAUCUGGUGCCAGACAUUGAUCUAGAUGACUCUGAUCAUUACGAAUAUGAAAGCGUGGACCUGUCCUGAAAGGAAUUUGAUCAAAAUUGAAUGAUGGUGUUGUGACUGUGGAAGUUGAAAGGUGGAUUAAAAUUAAGAAUUCAGGAGGUUUUGGUUUCAAAUCCAACCUCUUGAAAAAGAAAGGAUUUAUAAAUAACCAGCUUUGAGACUUGGGUGCAUGCAAAAAACCAUUAAGGAAACAAGAUGUGGAGUCUUAAUCAUGCAGUCCCAAGCAACAGAAAAAAUAAAAAAAAUCCUUCUAAAAAUAGACAUUUCCCAACCACCGCGUUGUAAGUAAGAGACACUUUGGUUUGCCAAAUUCUGAUCUGGAGACAUUUUCUCAAUGCAUUUACUACUGACAUCCAUAGCCUUAAGUGAAUUGGGUUCGAUUACAGCACCUUGUUUCCCCACCACAAAGGAAAUGUUCUCUGGCUUUUUACAACAGGCAGCUGGGUCCAGUAUUCUUCAGUAGGAGGCCAAGAAACUGGAAGAUUCCAGUUUCAGAUAUCAGCAUUAGACUCUUUUGCCCUGGGGAAAAAAAAACUGCAGUUUGAGUCGUUGUCAAACCUGAUAUUUGCAUACCUUCACAUAAGAUGGUUAUACCAGGAGCUGAUCUUUGAAUUCAGACCUGGAAAGGUGCAUGUGAAUUUUUUUCUGAAGACCUCCAUACCAGUUAAAUUGAAAUACUUUAUAGGAGUUCCUUAAAAAAUGCUUCAACCAGAAGGUGCCUUCGGCAACAAGUCACAUUUUGUUGUCAGAUCAUUGGUUACAGUUUCAAGCUCAGCCAGUGCCAAACCAGGAUCACUCUACCCUUACACACACACACGCCCACACUGGAAAUCUGAUAUGACUAUCAGAGCCAGUUGCAAACCAGCUGAUGUAAUUUGGGAAGAUUAGAUCGCUUUCUCUGUAUGUCAGAUCUACCUGCAGAUACAGUGGGCCUAUUCAUGGAACUAUUUUUAGAGAUCGCUUUUAAACAUUUUUAACAUUUCAUUUAAAUCAGCAUAAAACUGCCUUGUGUAAAACUACAGAAGCACAGGUUGUUGAACUGGGAAGGCAGUGCUACACUGUGAAAAGCUUCAGUUGUAUAAUAAUAUUUCAAUCACCCCUGAAUAACAAUGUUGCAUUCUAAUUGUGACUCAAAGGUUAAGCAAGGUUUGGGGUAAAACUGUGGUUUAAGAUUAUCAUUAGGUUUAUGUGUAGAUAUUCCAAGACCAUUUGGCUCCUGACAGCAACGAGCCCUUGGAGAGCAUCAUCGAAAUGAGACUUUUCCCCUUCGAACCAAAACAAUUUUAUAUAUAUAUAUAAUUUGUAUUUAUUUUUUCUGAUAAAAAAAG